CCAAACAGUCGCAAUUCACUUCCUCCUCGUCCCCCCUUUGUAACUUGCAAUUUGUCCCGCCUGCAACAUGUCCGGCCAGGAUCCAGGGAAGAAGCGCUUUGAGCCCAAGGUGCCCGUUCAGCUCGACCCUCCCAAGGACGAUCCGAUUUCCGUGGAAGAGCUGUCCAAGUGCGAUGGCACGGAUCCCAAUCGUCCAACUCUGGUGGCUAUCAAGGGAAUUGUCUUUGACGUAACCCGCAACGCCGCCUAUAGCCCGACUGGCCAGUAUCAUGUCUUUGCCGGAAAAGACCCUUCCCGGGCCCUGGCCUGUUCGUCCCUCAAGCCCGAGACCUGUGUCCCCGACUGGUAUGAUCUCGAGGACAAAGAGAAGACGGUGCUAGAGGAAUGGUUUACGUUCUUCAGCAAGAGAUACAACAUCGUGGGGAAGGUUCAGGAUGCUACGAAUUACUGACGUGAGGGAUGUCCUUCUGCGGGCGCGGUCCUGCACUCUGGGGAGAGAAAAGGUUCAAAUCAAACCAUGCCGGGAACUUAUUGUAAUUACAAGAAAACAUCAUGCGCCAUUACUUCUCUAUAACUUUUUGUCUCCACGUCCACCCUAGGCCUUGCCCUUCCGAGUCUUGCGUUGCAUCCUCUUCUUGGCGAUGAUUCGGUUGCGUUUGGCGACCUUGUUCUGCUCCUCCGGGUCACCGUCCUGGCCCUUGUCGUUACUCUCCGAUCGCUUUCUCUUCGUCCCAUUCGGGGGUCCUCGGUUGUUCUUCGAGUCAUCCCGACUCGGCCUGCCCGGUCGCCCCGGCUUUCCAGGCCGGCCGGGCUUGCCAUCGCCUUGCUGGUCUUCCUUCUUGCCGCUGCG
Molecule: messenger RNA, 850 nt
Organism: Aspergillus steynii IBT 23096
Lineage: Eukaryota; Fungi; Ascomycota; Eurotiomycetes; Eurotiales; Aspergillaceae
Product: putative progesterone binding protein
Exons: 3
Coding region: 68-451 (127 amino acids)
Cellular component (GO): endomembrane system; membrane
Source: RefSeq, a predicted model, not a curated record